This is a messenger RNA of Trichoderma harzianum CBS 226.95, 1469 nucleotides long. RefSeq lists its product as hypothetical. The transcript has 7 exons. Lineage: Eukaryota; Fungi; Ascomycota; Sordariomycetes; Hypocreales; Hypocreaceae. The coding region runs from base 1 to 1104 and encodes 367 amino acids. The record is from RefSeq and is a predicted model, not a curated record.
AUGCCAGAAUCCAGGGUCGCCCUCUUUCUCGGGGUUGACAUUUCAAUCACGGUUCUAGCCUUAUCCGUCGUCGUAUUGAGAGUCUGGCAUCGAUGGUCGCAGAGCCGGCUCGCGAUUUCAGAUUACCUGGUCAGCACGGCCAUGCUAGCUGCUGUCAUACAUCUGAUUCUUGAUAUUACCAUCACGGCCGCAUUUGGCUAUGGCCGCCACCAAAGGGAUCUCCCGCCAGAUCUUCAAGGGUCCUACAAGACCAACCUCAUGUUCUGGCUCAUCCAAAUCUUCACCAAGCUUCCGCUUUUAUUCAGUAAACUCUCCCUGACGUUUGUUUAUCGCGACCUCAUGACCCUCGUCGAUCACCCCCUCGUCAAAUUCUCCCGUGCUGUUAACUACACCCUCAUGGUGGUUCUUGCGGGCUUCUUCACAGCUGCUACACUCGUGAGCAUGUUUGCCUGCGACCCGGUAUAUAAGAGUUGGCUACCUAAAGUCCCGGGGCAUUGCAUUGAUACAACGGUCAUGUUCAACUAUGUCACCGGCUCCGUCAACGUAUCUACUAGUAUAUGCCUGAUUUGCAUUCCGUUACCAGUAUUAUAUCUGGCCAAGAACAAACGCAUUGAGGUGAAGCAACUGACUGCUCUGAUCCUCUUUGGUUUGAUAGAUACUAUAAUAUCUAUAGUCCGACUCUACAUGAUUACCGAUCUGUACAACGUCAAAACAGAUUUCACUUGGCUAAUCAUCCCUACACAUAUCAUGAUCGUCGUCGAGAUGAAUAUCACUAUCAUUGCUGCCUCCUUGGUCGUCAUGCGACCCUGCUUUCAAGCUAUUUUCGACCUCGCAUUUCCCACAUCUCUCUACGCUAGCCACAAUGCAUCCAGUCGUGGAGAUUCCAACUAUCACAGCAGGAGGUCGGAUGGCUACAUCAUGAGCCUGGAUGAGAACGAUGGCGCUGUCCAGCACGACGAGUCCACUGGUAGGCGUGCAACGGGGGAGAGAAUAUUGAAGACUGUAGAUAUUGAAUUGGCGAGUAAGGACGCGAGUACGGAGGACAUACUUAAAGAAACCCGAUUACGAAAUCCAACGGACCGACCAGAAUGGCAUAAAAAAUAACUUAAGCAUUGGUCAGGAGUUUACUAUUUGGUGACCGACCAGUCAUUACAUAGAAUCCGCGUAUAGGCGACACAGCAUGCAGAGAGAGGGACCUACGAAGUACAUUAAGAAAAAUAUUCCGCGGUGGGUAACGGUGACAUUACCAAUUCACCAAGCAUAGUACUAAAUGGAACAUCAAGAAGGGAGUGAACCAAGGUACGAAGAAUCUCGAGAGUGCUACCCCGGCAAGUUGAAUGGAUACCGUGUAUUUGGUGUCCAAUGCUUUGCAGGAUGCCGUCAAAACCCCGAAUUUCACAAAUCUAUUGCACUAUUAGCGACAUAAUAUGAUUAUAUUUGCUUAGUGUUUGUUGUGGGGAUGAGCUGUG